AUGAGUAUUUUAACCAAGUUUGUACCCAAGUUCAAAGCUGUAGACCCCAUUUUAUUGAAAAAGUUUCAAAAUGAGUUAGGGAAUAUUGAGAAAUUAGUUGUAUUAACCGGAGCCGGCAUUUCAACGGAGUCCGGAAUUCCGGAUUAUAGAUCAGAGGAAGUUGGUCUAUAUGAAAGAUCAAAUCAUCGGCCAACAACCCAUCAGGAUUUCAUGAAACACGAACACAAUAGACGAAGGUAUUGGGCUCGAAAUUACUUGGCUUGGCCUCGUUUUUCAUCUGCUGAAUGUAAUAAAAUUCAUUAUUCAAUUGCAAAUUGGGAAGGUGAUGAAAGGCUUUUAUGGCUUAUCACACAGAAUGUUGAUGGAUUACAUACAAAAGCAGGCUCUCAGAAGCUGACUGAGCUGCAUGGUAGUGGACAUCGAGUUCGUUGUAUGGGUUGUGGGACUGUAACUAGUCGACAUGAUUUCCAAGAAGUAAUAGCUGAUCAUAACCCUGGAUGGUUUGAGAGACAUACGGUGGGCGAGCUGGCACCGGAUGGCGACGUAUUCAUAACACCAGGCUCAGAUGAAGACUUUAUUGUUCCAAACUGUGCUGAAUGUGGUGGUAUUGUAAAAACAGAUGUAGUUUUCUUCGGAGAUAAUGUGCCUAGACAGACUGUCGACUUUCUUUACGGAAAAAUGGAUGAGUGUGAUGGUUUGCUUGUUCUUGGAUCUUCCUUAUCAGUAAUGUCUGGCUAUCGCUUCGCCUACCAUGCUCAUCUUCAAAAUAAGCCGGUAUUGAUUAUAAAUAUUGGAGCAACACGAGCAGAUCAUUUGGCUUGCGUGAAAUUAUCAACAAAAGCCGGUGAUGUGAUAAAAAUUAUUUAA
Molecule: messenger RNA, 867 nt
Organism: Auanema sp. JU1783
Lineage: Eukaryota; Metazoa; Nematoda; Chromadorea; Rhabditida; Rhabditidae
Source: the annotation of a GenBank genome assembly